Messenger RNA from Elgaria multicarinata webbii, 1333 nucleotides. It is a transcript of the gene RNF215, whose product is annotated as ring finger protein 215. Gene Ontology annotation, cellular component: plasma membrane. Bases 3 to 1175 code for a protein of 390 amino acids. The transcript has 10 exons. Gene Ontology annotation, biological process: ubiquitin-dependent protein catabolic process; Wnt receptor catabolic process. Lineage: Eukaryota; Metazoa; Chordata; Lepidosauria; Squamata; Anguidae. The record is from RefSeq and is a predicted model, not a curated record. Gene Ontology annotation, molecular function: frizzled binding; ubiquitin protein ligase activity.
UGAUGGCGGCCGCCGCUGCUGCCGCCGCCGCCGCCGCUGCUUCGGGCUCGGCCGCCGCGGCCGGGCGGGCGCCGGUGCUGCUCUCCUGCCUGCUGGGCCACUUGGGCGGCCUGCUGGUGACGGUGGCAGCCGGGCAGGCCCAGGUGGAGGUGCUGCUCCUGCCGCCCCCACCGCCCCCACCGCCGCCGCCGCCCGAGGAGCCGCCGCGGCCCGACUGUGAAGGCAGCGGCGGCCGCUACACCUUGCAGGGCGCGCUGCUGGGCAGGCCCGGGCUGGAGAGGGAGCCGCCGCAGCGGCAGGCCCGGGCGGAGGAGGCCGGCGAGGCGAUCCGGGGCAGCCUGGUGCUGGUGGGGGAUACUGACCCCAAGCUGGAAGACGAUGACAGUUGGAUUGGCGUUGUCCCGGUGGGCGAGGAACAGGCCGAGGUCCAGAAAGGCAGCAAAGAAGAGUCCUUCACUACCGCUGUGGUCAACAAGAUGAAGCGGGCCCUGGUCCUGGGCGCCUCUGCCCUGCUCAUCCUUGCGCUGAAUCAGAACGCGAUCCGAGAGCUGGACGUCUCCCAGGUUCUGUCGAAGCCUGUAAUCAUUGUUCAGACUUCGGAAAACGUCACCAAGCUUCUCGGAGCGCUGCUGCGAGGUCUCCGGGCUACAGCCAAGGUCACGUAUCAAGCAGUUCUGCUGGAGAACGUGGGGGUGACACUGACCCUGUGGUCCACGUGUGGUCUCUCGCGCGGUGGCCUGUAUGGAGAGUGGCAGGGCGUCAUUUGUACGGGAGAGAAUAGCUCGAGAGUCCAGAAGUACCUCCAGCAGCUGUGGAACGCCAUCCUGCUCAUCGCACUCAUCCUGUGCACGGGGGUCAUCAUGCAGGCGCAACGGCAGUCCCGGCACAGUCGGCCGGACCAAGAAUCCGAGCCGGAUCUCAAACAACACAUCGCGCAGAGGCUGUCGACAUUGAAAACCCGCCGUUACCACCCCGGCAAGCCGCCCCGGAGUUGGGCUCACGAGAUCGACAGCUGCGCCGUCUGCUUGGACCGGUUUCACAAGAAUCAGUGUCUCCGAGUGCUGCCGUGCCUGCACGAAUUUCACCGGGACUGCGUGGACCCGUGGCUGCUGCUCCAGCAGACCUGCCCCCUCUGCAAACACAACAUUCUAGGAACCUGUUGUCAAGACAGCUAGCGAGACGGCGGGCUGUCCUUGAGGAUGGAUGGAGAGCGGGCCACGGAGAACCUGCUUCCCUGGCGUCUUUCGUGACCUCGGUGGCUGCUUGGUGCAGAAGGGGAGUGACAUACUUGGGCCCUUUGGGCUCCCUCUAGAUGGGAAAUGUGUGUGUGUGU